AUGUUGAAAAUAAUUGUAAUCUACUGUUUUCUUAUCAUUUCGCUUGACGGAGCGUUGUCGACUAUUAUUGAAUGCAAUUUUAAUACUUUUAAUAAUUACAAUACUGUUGGUCCAAUAUAUAAAUGCGAAGUCGAGAACAAUCCAAACAUCUUAACACAAGAAUCAGCACAGAUAAGUGAAAUUAACGGAACACAUACAAUUUCAAAAAAUAAUGAUUAUGUGUUUGGAUUUAAAGCUAAUUUCAAAACAAUCCAGGUCUUCCCAAUCGGUAUAGAAAAGUUUUUCAAAAAUCUUAAAUUGAUUAUUAUUUUUUCUUGUCAAUUAAAAGAAAUUCAUCAGUCAGAUUUGAAAGUGUUUCCUGAUUUGAUUACAUUUUCCCUUGCUUCUAAUAAAAUUGAGGUGAUUGAGGAAGGAUUAUUUGAUUUUAACCCUAAUUUAGAGUUUGUAGCAUUUUAUGAAACUGAAAUCAUUCACAUUGAUCCAAAUGUUUUUGAUCAUUUAACCAAAUUAAGUCAUAUUCGAUCUUUUGCUUCAUGUUUUUAUCAAGAUAUUUUCGGUUCUGAAGGAAAAGUCCAAUCAAACAUAAAAAUUGUCAAAUCGAAUUGCACAAAUUCAGAAUUUCUGAAUAUUUCCAAAAAGGUAAAAAACCUCGAAAUCAAAUCCAAAACUAUAACCUUAGAAGCACUUAGCAUAAAACUUGAUAAAUUAGAAAAGGGCUUCAAUUUUUCAAAGUUUUUGAAAUUUCGACCAAUUAGCUUAGUUUACCAAAAUCUCAAGCAGACUGUCCGCUGCCAUCUUUCGAAUGUUCAAUUAAUUUCUAAUGUCAGUAAAGUGGUGAAGUUGAUGCAAAAUACACACGCAGAAUCUCAAACUAAGACUUACUCGAUUUUGUCAAGAAUUGAUUCUCAUCUUGCUAAGCAUGACACUAAAUUUGACCAAAUUCAAAAUUCUCAUAAUCAACUGCAAGACAAUAUGUUCAGCACCUAUAGAAACAUGAUCACUAAGAUUAGCCAGCCUACAAACUUACAAAAUGAAAUAAAAAGUUCAAUUAGUCGAGUUGAAUUUAAAGUCAAUGAACUCAGUUCGUCCCAUAAAGAUGCAGUAAUAAGUCAAACCCAAAAACUCAACGAACUUAAAAUCUCACAAAAUGACGUUAAAAAUGUUCAAUUUAACCUCAAAACAACCCUAGAAUCCGUUAAAACCUCUCUAAUUGAAUCUCAAGAAACAUCCUUUAGCAAUCUAACCUCAAAUUUCAAUGAACUCAAAAAGAAUAUAAAAUCUAUUCAAGAUGAGACAAGACUUUCGAUUAGUGACAUUGAGGUUAAGCUCAGUGACCACGUGGUCUUUCAAAAUUAUAUUAAAGAGUCUAUCAAUAAAAUUGCAGAAGUUGGCGAUACGUUGGCAGGAUUUGGUGAGAAAUUGAGAAACUUUGAUGGGAAAUUUGAGGAGCUUGAAGGAAAGUUUGAAACUUUUGAGAGUAUUCAAGAAAAAACUUCAAAAAAACUCGACCAAAUUGAGCAAGAAUUAACGAGCAAGUUUCAAGACAUGUCAACAGAUUUUAAUGAAAAGGUUAAAGGAAUCGAAAAGCGAAUGAUGAAGAAAUUUGAGGACCUUUUGGAGCAAAAAUUGGAAAAGUUCUUUACGCAGAAAUUUGGAUUUUAAUGUUUUAAAUUUUUUUUUAUCUUUUAAAAUUAUUAAAUAUUGAAAAUUUUUG
Molecule: messenger RNA, 1714 nt
Organism: Chironomus riparius
Lineage: Eukaryota; Metazoa; Arthropoda; Insecta; Diptera; Chironomidae
Source: the annotation of a GenBank genome assembly